UUUUUUUUAUGUCUUCUCAAUCUACUCACGCUGAGUCACCCUGUCUUAUCUUUUGGUUAUGUAAGUUUAAUAACUUCUGAAGUCUGGAGGCUUGACAGACGUUUAUAUAAGGAUCCUCUAUAGUAUGUAAAAGACUGGGACAUCAGCGCAAGAAGAAGAAAGGCUAUCCGAAGGAUAUGUGUGCUAUAAGUUUUUCAGUGCCGCCGUUCAAUCCUAUGCGGAGGUGCUCUACUUCUUUCUAGCCAACAGAGAGCCGAAGCCAAAUUCGCAAACUAUUGUGCUUCUCUCUGCUCAUCUGUCGUUGGACCAGAAGAAACAAAAUGACGUCGUGUUACAUGGAGGGAGGGACGGCGCAGAAGUGUCAGAUGUGUGAUGAGGAUUGGUGGUCCGGCGGAGGGUCGACGGCAAAGCUGCCGAUGAGUUUGCUUACGGUCCCUCACUGCAGAGGAAACUUUAAGGCCCCAAGUUGAAUGAAGACCAGUCAGAAUGAGAUUUAAAAACAGUGAUGUCUGAAACCCAUUCUGACUGAUCCCUGCCUCACUUGGAUCACUCUCUUAUGGAAUCUGGGCUGAGCACUUCAGAAUGCGAGCAGAGGUAAGAGACUAGUGCGUCGCAUGAAGGUAAACUGCCGGAAAAAAUGGAUAUUCCGAGUCUCUGACAAUAUUAACGUAAAUGGAUACUGCACAGGAAGAAACAAACACAAACCACAAGAACUCCCAGUGGCAGUCAAUUGGUCGUCACAUGCACCAUGGUAAAUUUAUCUUGGCAACUAUAUAAAUGCACUCUUGGUGGGAGCAGACGUUGUAAAUUGCUUCUCAGCUCCUGCUUGGUGGCUUAUACUUACCGUCUAGCUCUCUCUACUGUGACUGUCGCGUACUUGAGUCUCUCCGUCUCGUCUCCACCGGGCUCUGGUCCUCCGCGGUGAUGGAAAAGAGAUGAGGAACCGGCAUCCUCUCCCGCCCACCAUGCCGCCCUCUCCCUCGGCCUCCUCAGGCUGCUUCGACCUUCUCUGCACGGAGGGCACAGGCGAGUUCACCAGUUACCGUGACAACCCCGACGAGUCCGUCGCCAUAGAGGGGGAGCCGGCGUUGGGUGCGACCGAGGUCGGUUCGGUUCUGUUCGAGGCCGAAUCGCUAGACCCUGCGGCACGGCGUGACGCCGUCGACUGGAUUCUCAAGGUGCGUGCUUGUUAUCGGUUCCGCCCACUGACUGCGUAUCUCGCCGUUUCCUACAUGGAUCGCUUCCUUGCUUCUCACCGCUUGCAGCAAAACGGAUGGGCACUGCAACUUCUAUCAGUAGCUUGCCUCUCCCUAGCUGCAAAACUGGAGGAAACACUGGUCCCAACCCUUUCGGACCUGCAGGUGGAGGAUGCAAAGUUCAUCUUCGAGCCUCGUGUUGUGUUUCGCAUGGAACUUCUUGUGCUCUCUGCGUUAAAUUGGAGGCUUCAGACUGUGACUCCCUUCAGUUUUGUUGAUUUCUUUGCUUAUAAGAUAUAUUCUUCCAGUAAGCGAGCAAGAGUCUUGGCUUCGAGAGCCACACAAAUCAUAUUAGCAGCAAUGCCGGAGAUUGACAUCACAACUCAUUGGCCAUCGGCCCUCGCUGCGGCUGCCAUAAUCCGUGCAGUGGAUGGGACUCGGGAUCUAGCCGUUUUCAGUCCUACAAUUGCAGCAUCAUGGUGCGCUGGACUGACUGAGGAAAGAAUCUCCAAUUGCUAUGGAAUUAUGCGACAAACUGUUAUCGAAGGAAGGCUAAGAAAGUCUCCAAUGAUUCUUUCACAGCACAGGGUAUCUAGUCCAUCUAAGAGGGAUUCUAGGAUCUCAUCUUCCUCCUUAUCUCAACCAACGAAGAGAAGGAAGCUUAACAAACACAAUCGCCAUUGAGUAGCUAGUGGAAUGACUCUGCUGGAAAUAAGAAAGCAAGGUAUUGUAUAACGGUUGAGAAUCAUAUUGGUUUGGCAGAUUCUGUAAUAUUUUGUGCAGGAGUUUGGUUUGUUUCCGUUCUAGUGUGGAAGGCUAGGAUUUUUCUUCUUUUCUUUUUAGUCAUUAUAGUUGCUCCAUUUGUUGGCUCCUAUUAUUUUGUGUGGUGCAAGUGUGCAAAAUAUAUGUAUUCCUUUCUGAUGACUGUGGGGACUGUUGCAAAUAGAGAGUGCAUUGAUUAUUGGAAAGAAGAGAGCCAGCUCACGUACAGUUCUUGUUGUAAAAAUAGUUAAAAUCAAUAUCCAAGCAGGAUAACAAGGUAACUGAUGACGUUCCAGAUCUCACACUGUUCCAUUGUUCCUGGUCAAACUCUCUGACUCAUCCUCAGUCUCAGCACAAUGUGCAUGAUGAGAGCUUUCUUUUUGUUGUUUUGUUUAGGUCUUGCUACUUGAGCAUUGUGAAGUAUGAGUCUCAUGCAUGAUGCGUGUGUGUUUCACCUCCAACAUGCUUGUCAGCCUGAAGUGACAGUCAUCUUGAGGCUGUGUUUCUGGAGAUGAAAUCAUUCUGCUAUAGUGGCAGUACCUUUGUGGGGGACGGUAACAUGAUGCUUGGAGAAAGAAGAUGGAUCAGGCAGAGGAAUCAUGAGAGUUGGUCGGAAUGCGUCCAACCAACACAGCUCAAGAAAUAUGCUACGGUGUCGGGCGUUACACCUGAUUGCCUGCGUUGUUAACGAACUUGAAGACUGUGUUGAGAUCCACAUCAUCUGCAAGAAAACAAACAUAUCUGUGCGCAAUUGAAAACAGUGUGGGACCUUGACACUUUACUGAAUCCUCACGGUACAUAACAUCUAGAUUAGGAGUUGUGUUCUACGGUACCUUGAUUUCUUUCUGUUCUUCUAUUUGUAUUAUCCAUUUUCAUUAUUACUCUUUAUGACUUCCUGCGUCAUCCCUACGACUUGUAGAUUCACUGGUCAAUGGGGAACCGUUCCCUUGAACGAGCAACAUGGA
Molecule: messenger RNA, 2923 nt
Organism: Zingiber officinale
Lineage: Eukaryota; Viridiplantae; Streptophyta; Magnoliopsida; Zingiberales; Zingiberaceae
Product: cyclin-D1-1-like
Exons: 12
Coding region: 936-1880 (314 amino acids)
Biological process (GO): mitotic cell cycle phase transition; regulation of cyclin-dependent protein serine/threonine kinase activity
Cellular component (GO): nucleus; cytoplasm; cyclin-dependent protein kinase holoenzyme complex
Molecular function (GO): cyclin-dependent protein serine/threonine kinase regulator activity
Source: RefSeq, a predicted model, not a curated record